AUGGAAAAGAAACAACAGAUACAAGCACAGGGAAAUACCCUCUCGAAUAUCCCUGAAGUCAUCGAUCCAGGUGUUACUAUACCUAUCUAUGAAGAAGAUAUAAAAAGUUCUGGUAAUCAAAAUGAUCAACAAAAAUUAGGCUCUUAUAGAGCUCGUACUGGUAAAAUUUCAAAUACCUUGAGCAACCUUUUGCCAUCUAUUAGUGCAAGACUGCAUCAUUCAAAAAAGAAAUCAUCUGGUAAAAAUAGUGAUUCAGAAACCCAAAGUAAUGGUAGUUCUGAUGUCCUUGUAGAUUUAAGAGAUAUGCAAGCUACAUUACCAAGAGGUAAAACUACAAUUACAAGUAUGAGUGCACCAGGUGUACCACUAGCGAGUUCAAGUUCCAUCAUUUCUUCCCAAGAAUUGGACAGUUUAGUUAACUUCCCAGAUGCGACAAGCUUUUUUUUAGAUCAAUCUAGAAACUCAACUGACUCGUAUGCAUUAGAUGGUUUUAUCCCACAAACAGUCUCAAGAUCAAGAAAUAAUACAAUGUCUUCACAAAUCACUUCUUUGUCCUCAGUAAUGCAACAGCAAACUGUCCCUGCAAGUACAAUUUGGUCAAAUAAUCCCAAUUCAAACAUAGUCGAUACAAAUAGUUCUCAUUUUACAAAUCCUGUACCUUCACACUAUUCAACAACUACUUCUCAUGAUACUAUAAGUAAUAUUGAUAUGCCUGAUAAUCAAAUCGAAAAUAAUCCACAACUAAUGAACAGAACUAACAAUGUGCAUAUAUUUCCAAAUUCAUCUAAUUAUUAUGAACAUGCAGCAAAUAGUUCUCCAAAUUUAAAUACUUUGUCAGUUCCUAACUCUUCAUGGGCAAACACCGGUGGAACAAUAAAUAGACAAAGAGCUACUUCAAAUGCUUCUAGUAUUUAUAUUGAUGCCACGUAUGACCAACAAUCCCAGAGACAAAGGCAAGCAACUUUCUCAUCCACUCAGCAACCACAGCAACCACACCCACCCCUUGUCGCUGAUGAUAUUGAUCCAGUCUCUAUCAACUGGGUAACGAUGGAUCCAUCAGUUCCUCCAAUUAAUAGAAUCACAAACUUGCUACCAACUGAUACAAUUUCUAUCUCCAACGUUUUCUCUUUGCAACAACAACAAGCACAUUUGAUAAAUACAAUAAACUUGACUAGUACCUCCUUAGCAACGCUGUGUUCUAAGUAUGGUGAUGUUGUUUCUGCAAGAACUUUGAGUGGGUUGAAUAUGGCAUUAGUUGAAUUCUCUUCUAUUGACGCCUCAAUGAAAGCAAUGGAUGAUUUACAAGGUAAGGAGGUUUCCAUGAUGGGAGCACAAAGUUCUGUUUUCUUUGCAAAAAUAUUGCCAAUGCAUCAACAGCAAGUUAACUUGCCAUCAAACAAAACAUUUUUGGCAUCCGAAACAGCUAACCAACCUUUAUUACAUGAACAAUUAUACAAUGGUUCCCUGACAUUUCAGCAACAGGGUAAUCUUUCAAUCCCUAUUUUCAAUCAAAAGCAACAACAGCAACAACAACAAACGAAUAUAAAUUCCAAUUUUAACCAUUCUAGUACCCAUAUAUCUACAAAUGAGAAAGAAUUAUGUCCAUUUCCUUUACCUCCGCCUACUUUUGAAGCAAGAUCUGAAGAAUUGAAGGAAAUGGUUUCAACCUUUAGUUGUGAAUAUGAUUCCUCCAGAUCUGAUUACAUCAUUAAUAAUGCUUUAAAUAAUAAAUCGAGUUCUGAUACCAAUAAUUUUGGACCAUUACCUGAACAUUUAGCAAGUAAAGAAUUUGAUGCUCCAAAGCUACGUGAACUUCGUAAGAAUAUUGAUGCAGACCAACUCUCAAGCCUAGAAAUUGAACAACUUGCGAUGGUAAUGCUAGACGAAUUGCCAGAAUUAUGUUCUGAUUACAUUGGUAACACUAUUGUUCAAAAAUUAUUCGAACAUUCGUCUGACAUCAUUAAGGAUAUCAUGUUACGAAAGACUUCUAAAUACCUAACUUCUAUGGGUGUGCAUAAAAAUGGUACCUGGGCUUGCCAAAAAAUGAUAACAAUGGCUCAUAGUCCAAGGCAAAUUAAAUUGGUUGCAAAUGGUGUCAGAGAUUAUUGCACACCAUUAUUCAAUGAUCAGUUUGGUAACUAUGUUAUUCAAUGUGUUUUGAAAUUUGGCUUCCCAUGGAACAAUUUUAUUUUUGAAAACAUCUUAUCAAACUUUUGGGUAAUCGUACAAAGUAGAUAUGGUGCUAGAGCUGUCAGAGCUUGUUUGGAAGCAACGGAUAUUGUAACCAAAGAGCAGACAUUAAUAUUAAGUGCAACCAUUGUAUUAUACGCUGAUUAUUUGACCACCAAUAGCAAUGGUACUUUGUUGGUGACUUGGUUCCUAGAUACGUGUUCGUUAGCUAAUAGAUACACAAUUUUGGCAUCGAGAUUGGUUAAAAACAUUGUAGAAUUAGCAUGUCAUAGACUAGCUUCAUUGACAAUUCUAAAAAUGCUGAAUUAUCGUGGUGAUGAUGAAUCAAAAAUUAUUAUUUUGAAUUCAAUUUUUGGAAAUAAAGAAACUGAAGAACCAACUGAGAAUUUACGUUUGAUUUUAUCUGAUUCGAAUUAUGGUCAUACUUUUGUUUAUAAAAUUCUUUCAAUGGCUACUUUAGAUCCAGAAUUAAGAUCACAUGCUGUAAAAAUGGUUCGUUCCAUUUUACUAGAGUCUACCUCUUCUCAUCACCAUCAUAGAUUGAUGGAGGAAGUUGGUCUUUCAUCAAUUGUAGCUCAAUCACCUAGUGCUACAACCAGACAUCAUCCAACUGCUUCUCAUUCAUUUAAUCAAGAUGUCGCUAAUCAUAUGAGACAAGUCUCUACUUCGAGCAUUUUAAGCAAUGGUUCAAGACAAAAUGGAACUGGUAGUGCGGCUGCUGGGACUUCAAUCCCUACAGUAAAUGUAACACAAGCACCAAUACAAGGAGGUUCAGUUUCUGGAGCUGGAUACUUUAAUUAUCCGGGUAUGUUUCCUGGCGGGUAUAAUAAUGGAGGUUCAAGCAGUAAUAAUGUUUUCAAGGGAAAUGAAGAUUUUAGUUCUCAAUUUGAUAUGUUAACCUUAAAUAAUGGUACCAUUUUAUCUUUACCAAAAUUAAGUUUGACUAACUAUAAUAGUAAUACUUCAACUUUAGAUCCAACUAAGAGUAAUACCUCUAACGGAUAUGGUUACUAA
Messenger RNA from Vanderwaltozyma polyspora DSM 70294, 3204 nucleotides. It is a transcript of the gene PUF2, whose product is annotated as Puf2p. The record is from RefSeq and is a predicted model, not a curated record. Bases 1 to 3204 code for a protein of 1067 amino acids. Gene Ontology annotation, molecular function: RNA binding. Lineage: Eukaryota; Fungi; Ascomycota; Saccharomycetes; Saccharomycetales; Saccharomycetaceae. The transcript has a single exon.